Messenger RNA from Fusarium venenatum, 1413 nucleotides. NCBI's taxonomy places the organism in Eukaryota, Fungi, Ascomycota, Sordariomycetes, Hypocreales, Nectriaceae. The record is from RefSeq and is a predicted model, not a curated record.
AUGAAGGUUUCAUCCGCUGCCGUUGCUGCUGGUGCCCUCGCCAUGGGCGUUGAGGCCAAGAACUACCUUGGUUUCAACUCUGGUGCUACUCUCGCCAACCGAGAGGCUAAGUUCAAGGCCGACUUCCAGGCCGAGUUCGAGACUGCCCAGAACCUCAAGACCUCCCCCGGUGACUUCAACGCCGUCCGUCUCUACACCAACAUCCAGGCCUACUCCGAGGAUGACCCUAUCGAGGCUUUCGAGGCUGCCAUCGACACCAAGACUCAGAUCCUCCUCGGUGUCUGGACCUCUGGUACUGACUCUAUCGACAAGGAGAUCAGCGCCCUCAAGAAGGCUGUCGCUAAGUACGGCUCUGACCUGACCGACCUCAUCAUUGGUGUUUCCGUCGGUAGCGAGGAUCUUUACCGUAACUCUGUUACCGGUGUCAAGAACAAGGGUGGUGUCGGUGUCCAGCCCGAUGCUCUCGUUGACUUCAUCGACGACUUCCGCUCUGCCUUUAAGGGUACUCCCAUCGCCAAGGUUCCCCUCGGCCACGUCGACACCUGGGAUGUCUGGGGUAACGCCACCAACAAGCCCGUCCUCGAUGCCAUUGACUUCAUUGGAGUCGAUGAGUACCCCUACUACGAGAACGACAAGGGCAACAGCAUCGACAAUGCUGCUAAGCUCUUCAACAAGGCUUUCGAUGCCACCGUCGCCGCUUCUGCCGGUAAGCCCGUCUGGGUCACCGAGACCGGAUGGCCCUACAAGGGUCCUGACUGGGAUGAGGCUGUUCCUAGCGUGAAGAACGCUCAGAAGUACUGGCAGGACGUUGGCUGCAAGAGCCUCUUCAACAAGGUCCCCACCUUCUGGUACAACCUCCGUGACUCCAACCCCGACAACAAGAUGAAGUUCGCCAUUACCGAGAACCUCUCCACCACCCCCCUCUUCGACCUCUCUUGCGACAAGAUUGACGAUGAGGAGACCUCCAGCUCCGCCGAGUCCAAGACCAAGACCUCCACUGGUGCUUCCAAGGCUACCGGCGAUGCUCACUCUACCGGUACCUUCGUCACUGCUACUGCUUCCGCCACCGGUACCGGCUCUGACAGCGAGGACUCCACUGCUACCGGUACUGGCUCUCAGUCUAAGCCCACCUCUGGCUCUGGCUCCGGCUCCAGCUCUGGUGACGAUGACUCUGAGUCUGGCUCCUCCGGCUCUGGAUCUUCUGGCUCUUCCGAGUCUGGCUCCUCCGGCUCUGGAUCUUCUGGCUCCGGUUCCGCCACCGAGUCUGGUUCUUCUGGUUCUGGAUCUGGCACCGAGGCUGGCUCCAGCUCUGAGACUGACGCUGCUGCCGAGACCCCCAGCACUGUCAACGGUGCUGCUGGUUUGACCAUCUCUGCUGCCGCUAUUGCCUUCUUUGCCAUGCUUGCUCUGUAA